Empidonax traillii (willow flycatcher) is the source of this 1638-nucleotide messenger RNA. RefSeq names its product protein mono-ADP-ribosyltransferase PARP8-like. Gene Ontology annotation, cellular component: membrane; nuclear envelope; endoplasmic reticulum tubular network. Bases 4 to 1638 code for a protein of 544 amino acids. Gene Ontology annotation, molecular function: protein serine/threonine kinase activator activity; NAD+ poly-ADP-ribosyltransferase activity; kinase binding. Gene Ontology annotation, biological process: endoplasmic reticulum unfolded protein response. The record is from RefSeq and is a predicted model, not a curated record. NCBI's taxonomy places the organism in Eukaryota, Metazoa, Chordata, Aves, Passeriformes, Tyrannidae. The transcript is spliced from 14 exons.
ACUAUGUCUUCUCUUUCUUUAUUUUUAAGGUCACCAAGUUAUCCUCCACCUGGCCGUGGUAAAAAUAAAUCAAAACUGAAGUCAGAACAGGAUAGGAUCUCCAAAACUCACAAGCUACUGAGAAGGACUUACUCUAGAACAGUUAAGGCAGAGGAUGUGUGUGCCACAAAAUCUCACAGAACCUUUGGCUGCUUGUUGUUGAGUGAUGCUAGGGCAGAACAGACAAUAGCUAUUAAAUCACACAAACUGUUGAACCGUUCUUGCUCUUCAGUUGUCAGGCAGGAGGAGUGCAUUGCUUUAAAGUCACAUAUGCUAUUAAGUAGGUCAUGUUCUGGGAACCCUCAAUGUGAACACAACAGCACUUUGAAGUCCCAUAAAUUUUUAAGCAGUUCCCACUCCAGUAAUCUUAGAAUGAAAGAAUUGGAUGGAUUGAAGAACCACAAAUUACUCAGCAAGACUUACUCUAAUGCCCCUAAAUCAUCCAAAAUGAAGCCUUUGAAAGAGUUCACCACAGCAGAGGGCAGGAGUCUCUCUCUUACCUCAGGGCUUAUUGGGAUAUUAACAUCAUCUUCAUCAUCUCCUUCACAAAUUGUUCAAAAUUAUGGUGCAAAAUGCAUUUUGGUACAAGACCGUGGCUUUCUUGUGCAGACAAUUGAAUUUGCUGAGCAGCGGAUACCGGUAUUGAAUGAAUACUGUGUAGUCUGUGAUGAACCCCAUGUGUUCCAGAAUGGCCCUAUGUUGAGGCCCACUGUUUGUGAACGGGAGCUCUGUGUAUUUGCUUUCCAAACAUUAGGAGUGAUGAAUGAAGCUGCUGAUGCAAUUGCAACUGGGGCUCAGGUGGUUGAUCUGUUAGUAUCUAUGUGUCGGUCUGCAUUAGAGUCACCUAGGAAAGUUGUCAUUUUUGAGCCAUAUCCUUCUGUAGUUGAUCCUAAUGAUCCUCAGAUGCUGGCCUUUAACCCUAGGAAGAAGAAUUAUGACCGAGUCAUGAAAGCAUUGGAUAGUAUCACCUCUAUUAGAGAGAUGACGCAGGCACCUUACUUGGAAAUAAAGAAGCAGAUGGACAAACAAGAUCCACUUGCACAUCCUCUUCUACAGUGGGUCAUUUCUAGUAAUAGAUCACAUAUUGUGAAACUACCGGUGAAUAGGCAACUAAAGUUUAUGCACACUCCCCACCAGUUCCUGCUUCUGAGCAGUCCACCAGUCAAAGAAUCCAAUUUCCGAGCUGCUAAAAAUCUUUAUGGAAGUACCUUUGCAUUUCAUGGUUCACACAUUGAAAAUUGGCAUUCCAUCCUCAGGAAUGGCUUAGUUGUUGCUUCCAAUACAAGGUUGCAGCUCCAUGGUGCAAUGUUUGGAAGUGGAAUCUACCUUAGUCCAUUGUCAAGCGUAUCAUUUGGUUACUCAGGAAUGAACAAGAAGCAGCAGAAGGUGUCAGCUAAAGAUGAACCAGCUUCAGGCAGUAAAGGCAGUAAUACAUCACAGUUACAGAAGAAAGGACAACAGUCACCAUUUUUGCAAAGCCGUAACUUAAAAUGCAUAGCCUUAUGUGAAGUGAUAACUUCUUCCAAUCUGCACAAACAUGGAGAGAUAUGGGUAGUUCCGAAUACGGAUCAUGUGUGUACAAGAUUUUUCUUUGUGUGA